UCACUGUUCAAGCUCGGCUUUAAUUUGAUUUCUUCCCAUUAUUCUAAUCCAGAGCAUCAGCCAUCAGCCACUCUCUACACUACGCCGCGGUGUCGAUCGGGCCGAGUGUAUUGAUGUCGCCGAUACGAAAGGAACUAGGUCUCAGUGUCGCAGAAGCAGCGUAUCCGCUUAAUGUAUUUCGACUCAUUCAGUGCGUUGGGCUUGUGCCUGUAGGAUUGUUCAUAGACAUCAAUGGCGCGCGAGCUCCACUGGUGGUCGCAUUUUUGGUGGCUUCAUUGUUGGCCUUCGGACUGCCAAUGGCACACAGUAACUACCAAAUCCUGCUCCUGAUGAUCGUAUAUUCCUUUACGGUUUUGUUCGGGGGAUUGCCAUCCUUCUUGAAGCUAGCAUCGUCAUGGUUUGACGACUCAUUCGGACUAGCCUCGUCUAUUAUCAUCUCUGGCUUCUCACUGGCUGGUUUUAUCACCCCCUUACUCUUGGGCGUGAUAUCUGCUCAGUACGGGUGGCGCAUGGCACUCACAGUGGUGGAUUGCUCGCUACUAUUCGCGGGCUUGCCCCUGGCACUGAUGUUUGUAAAGGAGAACAAGCGGCCGGAGCUUGUACAUUCCUUUGCGAUUCCCGAGAGCACGCGACGCAAGCAGUACGUGAAUCACUGGGGAGACCAUGAGAGUGGUAGCGAGUCUGGUAGUGACCAGUCCAGUAUUGAAGCAGGGCACCAUAGCAUGGACAUGAGCAGCUACAUCGGCCCAGAACAGCCGAUGCAUAACGGUACAGAUACCGGCAUGGAUAUGCGCGGAGGUGAUAAAGGGAAGACAGCCAGAUACGACUUCGAAGCAAGAGACGGCAGACAACCUGGAAGCAUGGUACGCCGGACAUCGGCUGACCAGAUCAGCAUGCAACGCAGCCAGGGACACCGAGAGAGCGGCACCAGCGCAACUACACGCGGCAAAAAACUGAGCAUAUCGGAGGAUGCAUAUGUCACGCCUGGCUCUACUACUCACAGUGGAACAGGCGAUAGAGGGGCGCACAAUGGAGAUGCACGAGUUAUGCGUGUGUCGAUGGACAGUGCCAGGGAUCGGGAGGGCGAUGACCCGAGGUCCAUCAUGCGCAUGUUGAGUGCGGGCGUGAUGUCCAUACCGGACGCGAGUGUGGACAGCUUCAGAGACACGCUCUCGACAGAAAAUGCAGAGGCAGACUACGGGCAUAAGCCGAACGCUAGUUUAUGGCUGAAGCUGAAAGGUCUCAUGCAGCUGCCUUUUCUGUACCUGAUGAUGGGUAUUGCCUUCAUGUCCUUGGGCGUGCAUGUGGUAUUCGAUCACAUCACCGUAUACGCAAGCGAAGACCUGGGGCUCGGGCUAUCGACGGCCACACACUACAUUGCCACCGUCAAUCUCUUUGCACUCUUCGCCAAACUUGGUUCAGGGUUCCUGUCGAAAUUCAUUGACAAACACGUAUUAUUGAUCAUUUUCUCCACCGGUCUGACCCUGGGAUUUGUUGCAAUGUUCGAGUUCAUACCGGGUACCACGGUGGAUCCCUGGCACCUCGAUCUGACGAGCGGUACUUUUCGCAUGUUUGUGUGCGCCGCACUGUUUGGUGGGGGCUAUGCGGGUAUGUUUGCAGUGUCCACAGCCAUCCUACCCACGAUGGGAAAGGAAACUCUGGGGCUGCGAUCAAGUAUACAGAUGGGGUCCAUCUUCCUGUUUGGGGCAAUCGGAUCGAGUGUUGCAGCCAGUCUACGCCAUAGUUCCAAGAGUUACCGGUCCAGCUUUAUGUUUGGGUUAGUGACGUCCGCAAUGUGUGUAGGCAUAUGCGCGGUGAACUACUUCGACAAUCAGGCCCGGAGUAGGCGGCGACCCUGGCGCCGAGACAUCUACAGAGCAGUGCCCAUGAGGGAUGAAGCCGGAAAGACAGCUGUAGCUUGAGUGGUUAUUCCGCUCGCGUAUGUAUAGAGGUGUUUACGCGUACAUAACGUGAUCCAAACGGCUCGUUUACAGAUGACAAGCAAACACGCAUACAUACGAAGUGCUGAUGGUCUGGUUCGUACGUACAGGGCGUGCGUUGGGAUAUACCUGAGGCGUACGGGUACACGAGUGCCUACAAGAUGGCAGCGUAGUUAGGGGUGCAGUGACAAGAAUAACAGCGACACUUUCAUGGAUACUUGCUUGAGCGAAUGAACAUGGAAAAGGACCCUAGCAAGUCAUCGGCAGGAGUUGAUAAGUUUUCUGGCGCCUUGGGUCUGUCACACCCACGUUAGAAUCACCACAAACACAGCGAAUAUGACAUCAAACAUAGGUUGCACUAUGAGGGGCUUCAGAGUGGUAUCAUUAUUCGUACAAUGUGUAGAUGAGUCAAUCACGGAGUACCAGACGCCAGUACACAAUGAGACGAAAGCGGAUGCGAUUUUUGCCCAUUGUUACAUUUAAGUAUACUUUUCCCUAACCGCAGACUUCGAGCCUACGCAGCAUACAUUUGAGGUGGCAUUUGAAGGCGUGGCGAAUUGGCGACAAAGGAUCAUACUAUCGCUUUAGCCACAGAGUAUAUUAGCGCAUAAAUGUAAAAACAUACUUAGGAUAGAAAUAAAAUUAGUCCAAUGUAGUGGUGAAUUCCAGUGACUUUGGUUAUAUAUGUCUUGAAGCUAUCAGAGUACUAUAGAUGGCCUGUUCGUCGAAUACGUGAGUUUGUAUGCUUCAGCUUCAGUGGAAUAUAUAACACUUCAAUGCUCUCACCGAGUUACGCAACACUCCACCUUUCUACCGAAAGGUUUAUACUACGCAAUCGUGGCGUGUUCUCACACCGAGAUUCAUACUCAUAACCAGAGUGCGAUAACCGCAGCGCGACUCUUUUCGUGAAGUCACUGGGAAGCCGACGAAUCAAAUUGUA
Molecule: messenger RNA, 2880 nt
Organism: Sphaeroforma arctica JP610
Lineage: Eukaryota; Ichthyosporea; Ichthyophonida
Exons: 3
Coding region: 114-1922 (602 amino acids)
Biological process (GO): transmembrane transport
Molecular function (GO): transmembrane transporter activity
Source: RefSeq, a predicted model, not a curated record